CGCAGUUUGUGUAUUAUAAACUUAUGCGAAUUGGAACUUUUGUUUGUGCAAGCCUCAAAGGCCGUGUUUUAUACACAGAUAAUAUAUCAUCUAAUGGCAGACUGCUGUAGUCAGGUUUUGGAAAAGUUUAAUUAGAUAUGUAGUUAUCAAACAGCCUAAUAGAAGAAAUUCAUUAUAACUGGCUACAGUGCAUUUGAUGGGCAAGUAUUUCGUUUUAGCGCUAUAAUUGGAGAAUUUACAUUCUGAUGGGUGUGAGUUUAAUUUUGGUACACCGGUAGAUGCGGCAACUCACAUCUCCAGAAAUUAUAAGUUCUCUUUUUUGUUUUUCUUGCUUUUUGGUUGGGAAAUGACGUUGAGCGCAUAUCUUGGACUUUUAUCUCUUGGGAGCACCAUCCAAACCCGAUCCAGCGCCGAAAACCAACAUGAAGAAGAGCAUGAGUUAAAUGCUUUGAGAAGGAUGGCACAAAGUAUUGCUCGUGCAGAAAUCGACACUGUUUCCACUGUGAGUGUUCAUAACGCACCGUCAGAACGUAAAAAAGUGAGAGAGAAUAUAUCGGGUGUUAUUCUAGCCAUCGGCACCAUGGUAGCCAAUUAUUCUUUAUGCUUUCCCAUUGUAGCAGCUCGACAUCGAUUACAAGCUUUACCAACUUUACAUAGCUACCAACGAGAUACACCUAUGUAUGGAGCAUCCACCAUCCUUUAUGCCUAUAGAAACGGUGGCAUUCGUCGACUCUAUCCGGGAUUUGGACUCGGCUUAAUAGGUCAGACCUUAAACGCAACCUAUGAAUCAGGUUUGAAUACGGUCAUGACGGGUGUGACGGCAGCGGCAAAGAAGAACAGCAUGUCCUUAUAUCGAUUAGCCAACGUAGUGUCCAUGGGAUUAGCACUAGCCAUCAACAUUCCCUUAUACCCACUGUAUAGAAAUGCUCUUAUUCUUCGAGUGCAAUCCGACUCAGCACUUACCCAAAUCGUGAUACGUACACCGCAAGACUUUAUACGAUUGUACAAGCAAGAUUUGAAAGAUUUCUGGCCUCCUCAUGCAAACAAUCGACACAUCCUGUCAACUUUUAUACCAUCCUGUAUUUUAAACUUAAUCACUGAGAAAGUAUUGAUAUUCAUUUAUCGAUUUAUCUUUCAAAAAUAUUCAAACGAUGCCAGUAAUGACUCUUCCAUCACUUCCUCCUCCAGUAGUAGUAAAAAAAAGAGCAGUUCCACUGUGCUACAUACAUUCUAUCCUGAAAUUGCAUGCGGUGUUAUCAGCAGUAUUAUUACACGAGCAUUGAGUUAUCCCGUGGAUACCAUCAUUUUCAAGUUGAUGGUUCAAGAUAGCGGCGUAUUAAAAGUCAAUACAACCUACAGUGGAUUUAUCGACUGUAUUCAAAGAACAUGGUACGAAGAAGGAGGAUGGAAAGCAUUUUAUCCUGGUUGGGGUAUUGGUGUGUUGGAAAUAGGUAUGGGAUAUCUUAUUUUGGAAGCAUCUUGGUUGGCCUACAAGUGUAUUCAAUGGAAACUAGCAGUACCUGGCUCAAAUAACACAAAAAUUGUUAAAAAAGCGCGUAAACUACGUGAUAGACUAGUGGAUUGAAAGUAAAAAAAAUAAAUGGUU
This is a messenger RNA of Mucor mucedo, 1606 nucleotides long. Its product is annotated as mitochondrial carrier domain-containing protein. The transcript is spliced from 2 exons. Gene Ontology annotation, cellular component: mitochondrial outer membrane. The record is from RefSeq and is a predicted model, not a curated record. NCBI's taxonomy places the organism in Eukaryota, Fungi, Mucoromycota, Mucoromycetes, Mucorales, Mucoraceae. Bases 347 to 1585 code for a protein of 412 amino acids. Gene Ontology annotation, biological process: mitochondrial membrane fission; mitochondrial fission.